Otolemur garnettii (small-eared galago) is the source of this 1802-nucleotide messenger RNA. RefSeq names its product guanine monophosphate synthase (gene GMPS). Gene Ontology annotation, biological process: GMP biosynthetic process. Gene Ontology annotation, cellular component: cytosol. Lineage: Eukaryota; Metazoa; Chordata; Mammalia; Primates; Galagidae. Bases 5 to 1762 code for a protein of 585 amino acids. The record is from RefSeq and is a predicted model, not a curated record. The transcript is spliced from 13 exons. Gene Ontology annotation, molecular function: ATP binding; GMP synthase (glutamine-hydrolyzing) activity; GMP synthase activity.
ACAGAUGAUGAAUAAGGUGUUUGGAGGGACUGUGCACAAAAAAAGUGUUAGAGAAGAUGGAGUUUUCAACAUUACUGUGGAUAAUACAUGUUCAUUAUUCAGGGGCCUUCAGAAGGAAGAAAUUGUUUUGCUUACACAUGGAGAUAGUAUAGACAAAGUAGCUGAUGGAUUCAAAGUUGUGGCACGUUCUGGGAACAUUGUAGCAGGCAUAGCAAAUGAAUCUAAAAAAUUAUAUGGAGCACAGUUUCACCCUGAAGUUGGCCUUACAGAAAAUGGGAAAGUGAUACUGAAGAACUUCCUUUAUGAUAUCGCUGGGUGCACUGGGACCUUCACUGUGCAGAACAGAGAACUUGAGUGCAUUCGAGAGAUCAAAGAGACAGUGGGCACAUCAAAAGUUUUGGUUUUACUGAGUGGUGGAGUAGACUCAACCGUUUGUACAGCUUUGCUAAAUCGUGCUUUGAACCAAGACCAAGUCAUUGCAGUACACAUUGAUAAUGGCUUUAUGAGAAAACGAGAAAGCCAGUCUGUUGAAGAGGCCCUCAAAAAACUCGGAAUUCAGGUCAAAGUAAUAAAUGCUGCUCAUUCUUUCUACAAUGGAACAACAACUCUACCAAUAUCAGAUGAAGAUAGGACCCCACGAAAAAGAAUUAGCAAAACAUUAAAUAUGACUACAAGUCCUGAAGAGAAAAGAAAAAUCAUUGGAGAUACUUUUGUUAAGGUUGCCAAUGAAGUAAUUGGAGAAAUGAACCUGAAAUCAGCAGAGGUUUUCCUUGCCCAAGGGACUUUACGGCCUGAUCUAAUUGAAAGCGCAUCCCUUGUUGCAAGUGGCAAAGCUGACCUCAUCAAAACCCAUCACAAUGACACAGAGCUUAUCAGAAAGUUGAGAGAAGAGGGAAAAGUAAUAGAACCUCUGAAAGAUUUUCAUAAAGAUGAAGUGAGAAUUUUAGGCAGAGAACUUGGACUUCCAGAAGAUUUGGUUUCCAGGCAUCCGUUUCCAGGUCCUGGCCUGGCAAUUAGAGUAAUAUGUGCUGAAGAACCUUAUAUAUGUAAGGACUUUCCUGAAACCAAUAAUAUCUUGAAAAUAGUAGCUGAUUUUUCUGCAAGUGUUAAAAAGCCGCACACCCUCUUACAAAGGGUCAAAGCCUGCACGACAGAAGAGGAUCAGGAGAAACUGAUGCAAAUUACGAGUCUGCAUUCACUGAAUGCCUUUUUGCUGCCAAUUAAAACUGUAGGUGUACAGGGUGACCGUCGUUCCUACAGUUAUGUGUGUGGAAUUUCCUCUAAAGAUGAACCUGACUGGGAGUCUCUUAUUUUUCUUGCGAGGCUCAUACCUCGCAUGUGUCACAACAUUAACAGAGUUGUGUAUGUGUUUGGUCCACCUGUUAAAGAACCCCCUACAGAUGUCACUCCCACUUUCUUGACAACAGGAGUGCUCAGUACUUUACGCCAAGCUGAUUUUGAGGCCCAUAACAUUCUCAGGGAGUCUGGGUAUGCUGGGAAAAUCAGCCAGAUGCCAGUGAUUUUGACACCAUUACAUUUUGAUCGGGACCCACUUCAGAAGCAGCCUUCGUGCCAGAGAUCUGUGGUUAUUCGAACCUUUAUUACUAGUGAUUUCAUGACUGGAAUCCCUGCAACUCCUGGCAAUGAGAUCCCUGUAGAGGUGGUGUUAAAGAUGGUCACUGAGAUUAAGAAGAUUCCUGGUAUUUCUCGAAUUAUGUAUGACUUAACAUCAAAGCCCCCAGGAACAACUGAGUGGGAGUAAUAAAUUUCUUGUUGUAUCAAAGUACUGUGUGCAGUUUAAA